CUAUCAGCUGGCAUCAUCUCCAACAUCUCCAGCAUCGAUUUUUCUUUUUCUGUGGUGCUUUUUUUUUAUUGCAGAGGGUCAAAAAUGAACCUGGCCGUUCUGUGCCUCUGCUUGGCUAGCACAGCUUGUGCUGUACCACUGCAGUACUUGCCUAAAUUCACUGCUCCCAGACUGCCGGCUCCACUUGCACAGAUAAAAAAUCCCUUCACAGCUGGUUUCCAACAGCCUGGAGUUCCUGGUGCUUAUAGUGUGGAAAUAAUUUAUCCCCACACAUUUCCUGGUGCCGCAGGAGGCGUAAACCCAGCACAGCCCUUUCCCACUUAUGGCUUUAUCAAGUACUCCAUUCCUCAGCCACCAGGCAGACAGAGUGUGGAAGUCUUCUACCCAUAUGACUUCCGUCGGCAAAUGAUAGUGCCACAGAUCCCUCCUAUGACAAAUGUCCCUCCAGUGCCAGAUGUUCUUCCAUUUGAAUUUCCCCCUCAAAAUAUUCCCCAGCAACCCCUGAAUAUUCCAUCAUUUGAUAUUAAUGCUCUUCCCUCCCAGGAUCCCCCUCAACCGCUCCAGCAGGAUCAGCCCAUACAGACCAGCCAGAUGCCAGCAAAGGUGUAAAAGUGUGAACUCUUCUUUCCUCCUCAACAUUCAAACAUCAACAGUGGAAGAGAUGAUAUUAAAUCCCAAGUGAUUCUGUUUUUAAAACGUUUAUCUUAAAUUAAAAUGCAUAGAUUAUCAAAGAAUAACUUUGAUUUAAGUUUUUAAAUUAAGGAAUAAGAAUAUUACUAAACUGUAGUAUGACAUUGUCAUCUGCAUAGAAUGGAACAUAUUUCUGAACUUCUGUAUGUUUUCCUUUGUUUUUAUAGAUUAACAAUAACCUGUUGUAGAAUUGCAGACUCGUUGUAGCCUGUGAUGCUGCAUUUUCACAGUAUCUGCAAAUCUUCAUUAAUUAAUUCUAACUUUUCCCUAAAGUAUCAUUUUAUUUUAAGAAAUAAAGUCAACAUUUUGAAGCAAA
Stegastes partitus (bicolor damselfish) is the source of this 1006-nucleotide messenger RNA. It is a transcript of the gene scpp5, whose product is annotated as secretory calcium-binding phosphoprotein 5. The record is from RefSeq and is a predicted model, not a curated record. NCBI's taxonomy places the organism in Eukaryota, Metazoa, Chordata, Actinopteri, Pomacentridae. The transcript is spliced from 11 exons. Bases 85 to 609 code for a protein of 174 amino acids.